Fasciola hepatica (liver fluke) is the source of this 894-nucleotide messenger RNA. Lineage: Eukaryota; Metazoa; Platyhelminthes; Trematoda; Plagiorchiida; Fasciolidae. The record is from the annotation of a GenBank genome assembly.
AUGCGCAGUUCAACGAUUCUCUCAUUGCCGUAUCCGCUUACUGUGUUCUUGUGGGGCAUGUUAUCUGUUCCGCGACCGACGAAGACGUUUUGGAUUUUCUCAAUAACCUACACUGAGGUGGUUAUCGUCAUCAAAUACAUAUUUCAGUUCAGAUUUAUCUAUUUCAACGAUCCGCUGGAAAAACCGUCCGUAUCGGCUGAGAAACUAUGGUUGCCUCGAUUAUUUGGACUAGACAAGAACGAUCACUACGCUUUGUUCGAUCUGAUCCAGUUGAUCAGUCUGUCCUUGCAUCGUGGCUAUUUGAAAAAUAACGGUCUGUGGCGUGAUCACACGGAAUUCGCACAGGAUUUGGAGCUGGUGGUAGAAGAGAAUCGUGCCGUGCAAAUGCGUCGAGCUAGUCGGCAUUCUGUUGAACGUCCAAAGCGAGAAUCCAGCAGCCAUGCUCUACUGGAAGGAGAGAACUUUAACAACCAGGUGCUGAGUACCAGCCAACAACUGUCGACUAUUAUUCCGCGGAUGUCUGCUGCAAGCAAAUCGUGGAAUCCGUUUGCCAAACUGCAUCGAUUCUAUCAAAUGACAGAUCCACGGUAUAACAAAAAAGUGGACGUGUACAUUUACAUGUUCCUGUGCGAGUUUAUCGCGUUCUGGAUCAUGAUUUUCGGAUACGUGUCUUUCGGACCCAGUACUGGAAUGGGUGACAACGCCUUUGAGUUCAUCAAGUCCAACCGGAUUCCACUUCCAUUUAUCUCAAUGCUUCUAGUACAGUUCAUUUUCAUCAUUAUCGACCGCGGAUUGUACCUUCAAAAACAAGCUUUGGGGAAGUUCAUUUUCCAAAUCAUUUAUGUCCUACUGAUCCAUGGUUGGCUCUCAUUCAUUCUGCCGCAUAUCACUUGA